Messenger RNA from Merops nubicus (carmine bee-eater), 1545 nucleotides. Its product is annotated as calsyntenin-2-like. The annotation marks the transcript as partial. Gene Ontology annotation, biological process: positive regulation of synapse assembly; positive regulation of synaptic transmission. Lineage: Eukaryota; Metazoa; Chordata; Aves; Coraciiformes; Meropidae. Gene Ontology annotation, cellular component: postsynaptic membrane; cell surface. The record is from RefSeq and is a predicted model, not a curated record. Gene Ontology annotation, molecular function: calcium ion binding; kinesin binding; amyloid-beta binding. The transcript has 9 exons.
AUUUGUGAUAAAGAGUGGCAUUACUACGUUGUCAACGUGGAGUUUCCCGUGGUGACGUUGUACAUGGAUGGCACGACGUACGAGCCCUACCUCGUGACCAACGACUGGCCUAUCCACCCGUCACACAUAGCCAUGCAGCUGACAGUUGGGGCUUGUUGGCAAGGAGGUGAAGUCACCAAGCCCAGGUUUGCUCAGUAUUUCCAUGGCAGCCUGGCCAGUCUCACUAUCCGGCCAGGCAAAAUUGAGAGUCAGAAAGUGAUUUCCUGUUUGCAGGCCUGCAAGGAAGGUCUGGAUAUUAAUUCUCUUGAGAGUCUUGGCCAAGGAAUAAAGUAUCACUUCAACCCUUCCCAGUCAGUCCUGGUCGUGGAGGGAGAUGACAUUGAGAAUAUAAAUCAAGCUCUCCGAAAGGUCUCAUAUAUCAACUCCAGACAGUUCCCUACUGCAGGUGUACGGCGUCUCAAAGUCUCAUCUAAAGUCCAAUGUUUUGGUGAAGAUGUCUGCAUUAGUAUCCCAGAUAUAGAUGCGUAUGUAAUGGUGUUUCAGGCCAAUGAGCCCAAGAUUACAAUAAGUGGGAUGGACCACUUUGCUAGACCAGCUGCACAGUUUGAAAGUGAAAGAGGCGUUAUUUUGUUACCUGACAUCAGGAUUGUCAGCACAGUCACUAAAAUGGAGCAUCCCGUGGAUGUAAAAGAACACGACAGAGCCAAUAAACCAGUGGUAUUAGAGGAAAUGCUCCACAACUUGGAUUUCUGUGAUAUUUUGGUCAUUGGUGCAGAACUAGAUCCUGAACAAGAAUGUUUAGAACUAGAUCGUGUGGAGCUUCAAGGAAAACAUCUGGAUGCCACAAAUUCCACAGCAGGAUAUUCAGUCUAUGGUGUGGACAGCAUGCACAGCUACGAGCAGGUCCUCCGUCAGAUUCGAUAUCGUAACUGGUACACUUCUGCCACCUCCGACAGGAAGUUCAGAGUCAAGUGCUCGGAGCUAAAUGGACGUUACACGAGCAAUGAAUUCAACUUGGAGGUUAAUAUCCUACACAGCUCCAACUCCAACUUCAUGGGCCAUGUAAAUCAUAUGAUAGUGCAACCACAGUUUCUCCAGCCUGUCCACCACCCGGAGGGAACCAUAAGUGCUGUUCACAACUCAGUUGUUCCAAGCGUGGCUACUGUUGUUAUCAUCAUCUGUGUGAGCAUACUCAUCUUCAUCGUCACCUUGGGGGUCUACCGAAUUCGGGCGGCCCAUCAGCACAGCUCUGCAGACAGUGAAGGGAGCAAAGACAAUGAGAUGGACUGGGACGAUUCUGCUCUGACUAUCACUGUCAACCCCAUGGAGAAAUAUGAAAAGCCUCAGCAGACAGAGGAGGAGAGUGAGGAAGAAGACAUAGAAGAUGAAGAGGAAGACACAACCAGUGCUGAAUCAGAUGAAAGUGAAGAGGAGGAGGAGGAGGAAGACGAGGAGGAGGAAGAAGUGGUUAUCCAAAAGGGAGACAAACAGAAUGCCACCAGGCAAGAGCAGUUGGAGUGGGAUGAUUCAACACUCCCGUACUAA